This is a messenger RNA of Cynoglossus semilaevis (tongue sole), 6339 nucleotides long. Its product is annotated as macrophage-stimulating protein receptor-like. The transcript has 21 exons. Gene Ontology annotation, biological process: phagocytosis; protein phosphorylation; cell migration. Gene Ontology annotation, molecular function: ATP binding; transmembrane receptor protein tyrosine kinase activity; protein binding. The coding region runs from base 2005 to 6147 and encodes 1380 amino acids. The record is from RefSeq and is a predicted model, not a curated record. NCBI's taxonomy places the organism in Eukaryota, Metazoa, Chordata, Actinopteri, Pleuronectiformes, Cynoglossidae. Gene Ontology annotation, cellular component: plasma membrane; signaling receptor complex.
UGCUCGUGGAAAACAUUCAUUCAUACAAAUCAUUUCCUUUUGUUGAGAAACAGGAAGAGAUAAAAAAAGAACAGUGUCUCGUUGUUCAAAUAUACAGUUAUAAAAACACUGUUUGUUGUCUGUAGAAUUUAAUGUAGAUGUUAUUAACACCCAGUGUAAGGAGUUGUGGUUUUUUAUUUCAUUUCCUUGAUGUUAUCUUUUCAUUGAUUUAUUUUUUCUGUCACUGACUCUGAUCAUCAGAUGUUUGUGUUUCCCACUGCUGCCAUUUUUAAACUGGCGUAGAUUCAUUAUUCACACUAAAAACAUGUUUAAUACCUUAUAUAUUAGAAACACUUUUUCCUUUAAUCAUUUAUUUUGGUUUUUUUUCACCCUAAAGUGACAGUAAUACAAACUGUCAAUAUAAAAACAUUGAUUUGUGAAGUAGUUGUUGAUGCAGUAGCUGUGUGUGUGUGUGUGUGUGUGUGUGUGUGUGUGAGGACUCAGGUUGACCUGCGAUGACCUCAGCUUCAUUUUGCCCCCGUGUGGUUCAUUUACCGGAGGCCGUUUUCAGUAAACCUCCCCACACACAGCUGUAGGCAAAGAAAAACAUCUUCAUGUUUGUAGGUUUGUUUACAGGAGGACAAGUGAAGGACACGAGGACACAGUGUCUCCAUCACAGAAAAAAGAAAAUCAAAAAGCUUAUAUAAUAUGUACUGUGUUCAUUGUAAUUUUUUAUUUGUAUUUGUGGUUCUGGAGUCACAGGUCGCUGACCUCUGACCUAAGACUUGGUGGUUACUUUAUUUAACAUCAUAUAUAGAUCAGUGUUGAACUCUAAUCCUGUUUCUGGCUCAUAAAAUUCACAUUUUACUCUCCAUUUGUUUUCAUCACGGCUUUAAACGUGUUUAAUCGAGUGGAAAGUGAAAAAACAUUCCACUCGUCGCUGCCUGGUCACUGGUUCAAGAGUCAUUUCAUACCUAAUCCAACAACAAUGUGAUUUUGGCCAAACUCCCGGACGAUACACGUCAACUUCGGUUACACUGUUUCGUUUUUCCACGGAACUUCGUCCGGUAACGCCUCGGUGAACUCGGAGCUCCGGUGUGUCUGUGGACCGGAAACGACGUGUGUGUUGUUUGUUUAUUUAUUUAUUUAUUUAUUCCAUCUUUUCUCUCCUCUUCUUUUUUUGAAGUGCCAGAUUUCGCAACCGUGUCAUACUUCCUUUUUGCGGGCGCGGCCUGACGUGACGGCGCCCACUUUAGGACUAACUCUGUCAAGUUAGAACGAAACAGCUCACUUCCGGUUUUUGUAUCGUCAAAUUAAGUCAUACAGUCUUCGUUUCAUUAAACCGCCGUAGACACAGGUUAGACUUAAUUGUUUUAAUAAUGGGCUUCAAAAUAUUCAUUUUAUUUAUUACAUCAUAAACUUACUACAUAAAACCUGUGGCGACACUGUUCAGUUUAUGUUUCUACUUUGUCACUUUUUUUAAUUCUAAAAGUUUAAAAAAUAAGAAAAUUAUGUUUAAACGUGUGAUUUGUUGUUUAUAUAUUUGAUUUGUUGUAAGAGAGUAAAUAAAGACACACUGGAAGCAUUCAGAAAUAAAGUUAAUUAUUUUGUAGUAGCCUUGAUGAGCUGUUGUAUAUAAAAUUUUAAACCGUUUUAUAUGAUUUGACAUAUGAAAUGGUUUUUAAAAAAACCCAGAAACGAAACGUUUCCUCCACUCGUGUUCAUAUCAACUAUUACGCGGCUUUUAUUUUGAAGGCGACAGUGAUAUCCCGUUUUCCAGCCACAGUAACUGACGCCGUCGAGGAUGGUUCAGUGUCAGUCAGUGUAAGUGUAUGUCAGUGACACUCCAGCUGUGUCAGGUGAGUGAGUGGACCGACUGUGGGGACGUCACGGACCGGACUUUUACAGCCACCGGAAGAACUCAGCACCGUGGACGGUGCGUGCUCCAGCUGGCGAUCCAGAAUGUUCUACUCCAGAGAAGUGUCUCACAGGUAGCGUUCAACCACGGUGGGCUGUGACGUGGAGAUGGUCACCUGGGCUGCUUUGCUGACAGUAUGCAUGUUGAUACGAACACACGUGGCCCGGGGGCAGCACGCGUGUCCGACCGCUCCUCGCCGGCCGGUGGAUUUCACCGUCAGAUACUCCCUGCCUUACUUCCAGUCAGAGAAACCCGUGCAGAACCUGGUGGUUCACUGGGACCAGCACCAACCGGAGGUGUAUGUUGGCAGUCAGAAUGUGAUCGAGGCGGUGAACUAUUCUUUGGACAAGAAAUGGGAAGUAAGAACCGGACCCGUCGACAGCCCGGACUGCGAGACCUGCUGGGUGUGUAACGUUGACACGGAUCCCGAGGAUCUGCUGGACACGGACAACGAGGUCCUGCUCUUGGAUCCCGCUGAAUAUCUUCUGCCGUACCUGUACAUCUGCGGCAGCACUCAACACGGCAUCUGUCACUUCGUGGACGUUACGGCUGAGAAACCUGAGCCUCAGUGUUUAUUUAAGAAGGAGCAGAACUCGGCCACCGACUGUCCAGACUGUCUGGCCAGUCCGUCCGGCACCGAGGCCAUCAUCGUGGAGCAGGGAGCCACCUCCUUGUUUUUUGUUGCAGCGUCUGUGGAUGAAACUGUGGCGCAGAAGUAUCCCAGGAGGUCCAUCUCGGUAAUGAGGCCACUUUCCACCGAAGAUGGCUUCCACAUGGUCACUAAUGGGCUGACGGUGCUGCCCGCGCUGCAGAACUCCUACAGGAUUAAUUACAUCUACAGCUUUUCCACCAAAGACUACGUCUACUUCCUGUCGCUGCAGAGAGAAGAUCCGUUCAGGAGCAACUCGGCCUUCCAGACCCGCCUGGGCCGACUGCCCGUGUUGAUCCCCGAGGUGUGGAUGUACAGGGAGGUGGUGCUAGAGUGCAAGUUCGAACCCAAGCGCAGGAGGCGGCGGCGGCGGCGGCGAGAGGGUUUCAAAGACAUCGUGUACAACGGGCUGCAGGCGGCGUACUUCGGCCGAGCGGGGACGGACUUGGCCGAGGAGCUGGGGGUCGACGAGAGGGAAGACAUUCUGUACGGAGUGUUUGCAGAAGUGGACAAGAACGGUCGACCCGGGAGGAACUCGGCCGUGUGCGCGUUCCCUAUGAACAAAGUGAACCUGGCCAUCGACAGUGGCGUGGAGGCGUGCUGUCGCUCCGGCAGCGAGCAGCUGUCCAGAGGGUUGUGUCACUUCCAGCUGUGUGAGAGCUGCCCUCAUGAGAGCUCGGAGGGUAACGACACGUGCACGGCCCAGCCCACCCUGGUGUCGCAGCCGUACUACAGGGUGGAUCUGUUCAACAGACAGAUGACAGACGUCCUGUUCACGGCUGUCCUGGUGACCAUCACAGGGAGCCACACCCUGGGCCACUUUGGUACUUCAGAUGGACGAAUACUGCAGGUGAUUCUUACCGUGCAAGAACCUGUGGUUUUUGCGAACUACUCUCUGGGGGAGACGGCGGUGUCGAGGACCGCAGCUGUGUAUCCAGAAGAUUCACUUCUCUUUGUGGUUGAAAAUAAGAUGUUUAGAGUGCCCUCUGCAGGUCCAGGGUGUGCACACUUUAUAACAUGCUCGGCGUGUUUGACAGCACCACGCUUCAUGAGCUGUGGGUGGUGUUCAGGGAUCUGCUCCAGGCAGCAUGAGUGCACUUCACAGUGGAACAAGGACUCUUGUGCACCGAUCAUAACAGAGUUCUUCCCUCAAACGGCCCCUGUGGGUGGUGAGACAGAAGUUACCUUGUGUGGCUGGGAGUUUCAGUCUCCUCUGAGUUCUGCUGUCGUUAGUGGUGAAACCCACACCAUCACAGUGGGUUCUGGGAAUGUGUGCACGAUCCAGCCUAAGAAGAGCAGCAGAGGAGUGUUAGUGUGUAAAAUUCUGGAAAAAAGUCCACAACAGAACCUCAACAUCACACUGGAAGUUCAUGAGAAGAAGGCGGGGGGGGCCUACACCAUCGACGGCGUGGCACGCAGCAACGGAUUCUCCUUCGUGGAACCGAGUAUAACAGAGAUCAGUCCUGACUUUGGGCCACUGUUCGGAGGAACAACGGUAAAUCUGACGGGCCGGUUCCUGAACUCAGGCGUACGGAGAGACGUCUUCUUCGCUAACAACAAGUGUAGCAUUCAGAGCGUGUCUGAAGGGUCUGAAGGGGGCGCUACCCUGUCCUCGAUCAUCUGCCGCACGGCGUCUGCAACAAAAAUAGAGUCGGUUCCUGUGGAAGUCGUUAUCGACGGCUUUCGGGUGACCACCUCCAAGACGUUCUCCUACAGAAAGAACCCGGUGAUAAACACUGUCCAACCAAACUGCAGCUUCAGGAGUGGCUCCAAACUGGUCAUACAAGGUCAAAAUCUUGACUCCGCCCACAAAGUAGUUGUCCAGUACACGCCCAGAAACCCGUUAAAUACGUUGACACAAUCAUUUGGACACGAGUGCAGCGGCAGCAGAAACGCCACACACAUGGAGUGCUGGGCUCCGGCUUUUGAAGAGGAAAAAUCCGACUCUGGAGAGAUUUCCAUUCACAUGGAUGGAAGGAACAAUCUGUGGAAGAAGCGUUUUGACUACUAUCCAGACGCCAACGUCAUUCCCUUUGAAAAUGAUGAAAGGAAAUUACUUCUAAAAACAGGAGAGACCGAAGUUUCUCUGCACCACAGCAAACUGAACACGGUGAGUUCGUGCAUGAAGAUCACCAUGACCAUCGACGGCGUGUACUGUAACGUCCAGGUUCUGUCCAACGAGCUGACCUGCAGGAUCCCUAAAGGACUGGUCAUCCCCAGUGAGGGUUCACCUGUCCAGGUGUUUGUCAACGGGGAGGCGUACGAUGUGGGAACCGUAGCCUAUCACAACAACACCACUGUGAUCGUGGGCAUCGUGCUGGGCAUCAUCGCCGCCCUGGUCCUCGGUGCCGGUCUGGCUCUGGUCGCGAUGUUCCAGCUGAAGAAGAAGAAAACAGCCAUCAUAGAGAACCGCCUGUCCACAUUGUUGUCCCGGAGUCGCAUGUCCUCCGCCAGGGAGUUGUCACCAACAGGUGAUUAUCGACGAGACGUGUCGUAUCAAACAUCCGGUUCGGGGGGAAUGGCCUUCCAGGGGCUGCUGUACACGGCCAGCGCCGAUCAUCUGGCCAUGCCUUUGGUGUCACGAGACAACAUGUCCGUGGUCAGUCUGAGCUCAGAUCUGCUGGAGGAGGUGAAGGACGUGCUGAUCCCUGCUGAGAUGCUCAGGAUUGAGUACGCCCAGAUCAUAGGCAAAGGUCACUUUGGGACAGUUUAUCAUGGACACUUGAUAGACAGCAAAAAGCAGGAGAUCCACUGUGCUGUGAAGUCACUGAACAGGAUCACAGACAUGGGGGAGGUGGACCAGUUCCUCAGAGAAGGCAUCAUCAUGAAGGGUUUCCACCAUCCCAACAUCCUCUCUCUGCUGGGCAUCAUGCUGCCUAAAGAAGGGCUCCCUCUAGUGGUGCUACCGUAUAUGAAGCACGGCGAUGUGCGUCAUUUUAUCCGUUCAGAGAAAAGGAACCCAACAGUGAAAGAUCUGAUUGGGUUUGGACUCCAGGUUGCCCGGGGCAUGGAGUAUUUAGCCCAGAAAAAGUUUGUCCACAGAGACCUGGCUGCUCGGAACUGCAUGCUGGACGAAACCUUCACCGUUAAAGUGGCUGAUUUCGGCAUGGCGAGGGACAUCUACGACAAGGAAUACUACAGCAUCCAGGAUCAGAGACGGGUCAAGCUGCCAGUCAAGUGGAUGGCGAUAGAAAGUCUGCAGACUCAGAAGUUCACGACCAAGUCAGACGUGUGGUCGUACGGCAUCUUACUGUGGGAGCUGUUAACCAGAGGAGCCAGUCCGUAUCCGGAGGUCGACCCGUAUGACAUCACUCACUACCUGUUGAAGGGCCGUCGCCUCCCGCAGCCCCAGUUUUGUCCUGACGGCCUGUACACAGUCAUGUUGGCGUGUUGGGACCCGGAGCCGGAGUGCAGACCCUCGUUCCACAGCCUGGUGACCGAGGUCCAGCACAUCCUGUCCUGUCUGGAGGGAGAACACUACAUCAGUCUGAAGGUGACCUACGUCAACCUGGACCACAAGAGACCCUACCCUUCUCUGACCGGGUCUGCGGAUGAGGCCGAGGCCUCGGACACUGACACAGACGUUCGUGCGGCCAGCUGAGGCCUGUGGCUCCGUGACGGGAUCAGCGCGCCUCUGCACCGGGGAUCGAACCUCCAAACGGCGGCUGUGGAGAGUGAGGACGCUGUAGGUACGACAAACUCUUCACUGAGUUCACUGCACACGGGAACUUCCCCAGUCUGGGUACAACGUUACGUUGGUAGAGUUGCCGAGACAACAGUGGAGGGGAGCGUG